This is a messenger RNA of Aspergillus homomorphus CBS 101889, 1968 nucleotides long. RefSeq names its product methionine--tRNA ligase MES1. Gene Ontology annotation, molecular function: ATP binding; methionine-tRNA ligase activity. Gene Ontology annotation, cellular component: cytosol; aminoacyl-tRNA synthetase multienzyme complex. Bases 1 to 1968 code for a protein of 655 amino acids. Lineage: Eukaryota; Fungi; Ascomycota; Eurotiomycetes; Eurotiales; Aspergillaceae. The transcript has 2 exons. The record is from RefSeq and is a predicted model, not a curated record. Gene Ontology annotation, biological process: methionyl-tRNA aminoacylation.
AUGGCGUCCGAGGAAUCAAAGAUUUUACCCAAGAAGGGUCAGCGCAAUAUCCUGGUUACCAGUGCCCUGCCCUACGUGAACAACGUCCCCCACUUGGGUAACAUCGUGGGUUCCGUGCUCAGUGCCGAUGUUUUCGCUAGAUAUCACAAGGCUGCCGGACAUCAAACUCUCUAUAUCUGCGGUACCGAUGAGUACGGAACUGCGACCGAGACCAAGGCGUUGGAGGAGAAGGUGACUCCGGAGGAGCUGUGCGCCAAGUAUAACAAGAUUCACCAGGAAGUCUACGAGUGGUUCGAGAUCGGCUUCGACCACUUUGGCCGCACCCCGACGAAACAGCACACCGAGAUCUCCCAGGCCAUCUUCAAGCGACUCUACGAGAACGGCUACCUGACAGAGAAGACCGCUGAGCAACCGUACUGUGAGACGCACAACUCCUUCUUGGCCGAUCGCUACGUCGAGGGCGAGUGCCCUCGCUGCCACUACGAUGACGCCCGUGGCGACCAGUGCGAUAAGUGUGGCCACCUCCUCGAUCCCUUCGACCUGAUCAACCCCCGCUGCAAGCUCGAUGGCGCCACCCCCGUCCGUCGCGCGACGAAACACAUCCACCUCCUCCUGGACAAGCUCCAGCCGCAGAUCGAAGAGUGGUCUUCCAAGGCCAUCGAGAAGGGUGACUGGCCCAAGAACUCGCGCGUCAUUACGGAGUCCUGGCUGAAGGAGGGUCUGAAGGACCGUGGUAUCACCCGUGAUCUCAAGUGGGGUGUCCCCGUGCCCCUGGAUGGCUUCGAGACCAAGGUGCUCUACGUCUGGUUCGAGGCCUGCAUCGGCUACCCCUCCAUCACGGCCAACUACACUCCCGACUGGGAGCUCUGGUGGCGCAACCCCGAGGACGUCCAGCUCUACCAGUUCCUGGGCAAGGACAACGUGCCCUUCCACAGCGUCAUCUUCCCCGGUUGCCAGAUGGGCACGGGCGAGAAGUGGACCAUGCUGCACCACCUCAGCACGACUGAGUACCUGAACUACGAGGGCGGCAAGUUCAGCAAGUCGCGCGGCAUCGGUGUGUUCGGCAACAACGCCAAGCAGACGGGCGUGCCGCCCGACGUGUGGCGGUACUACCUGCUCAAGAACCGCCCGGAGACGGGCGACACGCAGUUCGAGUGGCGCUCGUUCGUGGACAGCAACAACAGCGAGCUGCUGGCCAAGCUGGGCAACCUGGUCAACCGGGUGAUCAAGCUGGUGAUCGCGUCGUACGGGUCGGUGGUGCCCGAGUUCACCGUGCCCGAGUCCUUCCAGCCCACCCUGGACGAGGUGACGGCCACGCUGCGCCAGUACGUCGAGGAGAUGGAGGGCGCCCACCUGCGGGCGGGUGUGGUCAGCGCAAUGAAGCUGGCGGAGAUCGGCAACGGCCUGAUCCAGGCCAACCGGCUGGACAACUCGCUGAUCGCCAACGAGCCCGAGCGCGCCGCCGCCGUCGUCGGCACCGUGCUCAACCUCAUCCACCUGCUCGCCAGCGUCUUCGCCCCCUACCUCCCCGCCACCUCCAAGUCGAUCAACGAGCAGCUGGCCGUGCCCUUCGGCCUGAUCCCCGCCCUCGACGACCUCAAGGACGGCUGGAAGCCCACCGCCGUCCAGCCCGGCCACAAGAUUGGCAAGGCCCAGUACCUGUUCUCGCGCAUCGACCCCAAGAAGGCCGACGAGUGGCGUGAUCUCUUCGGCGGCUCCCAGGCCGACCGCCAGAAGAAGGAGGAGGAGGCCGCCAGGGUCGCCGCGAAGAAGGCCGCCAACGCCGCCGCCAAGGCCAAGAAGAAGGAGAAGAAGGCCAAGGCCGCGGCUGAAGCUGCUGCUGCUGGCUCCGCGCAGCCCGUCGAAGCCUCCGCCAAGGGUGGUGCCGAAAAAUCUGACUCCUCGACCGACGAGGCCGUCGACAAGGUCACGGACGGUGUCGCUCAGGUGACCCUUCCCACCUCUUAG